AGGAACGCUCAGCUCCAGAAAAGAUUGAUUGAGUGACCGAGAGAGAAGUUUAAUGAACAACACAAGGAUAUUUACACUCCCUUUUAACACAUUUUGGCAACUUUUGUAAAUAUUUAGAUAUUUAUUUCUCAGUCAAGAAGCCUAUUUUGAUUUCUAUUUUCUUUAUGAGACCGUUUAAGUGUUUGAACACGUUUGGACGCGUCAAGUUCGGGACAAGCUCUUGGAAAAUACGCACACUGCAUGUUGACGCGUUGGUUGAACAGGUGGCUCGGAUUCCGGUUAAAUUGGCCUAUAUACAAUCAACGGGGACAACGGACAGGACGGGCAGACGGGACUUUGUCGGACUUCAGAUGCUGCUCACAUACCGGACCUGCCAGGUUUAGAGCGCAGGGGACAACGAGAACGGACAGUUGGAAACUUCUCUAAAGGCUGAAAAUAAACCGUGCUUUUGUAGUUCGACUGUUGGGAGUUUUUAUGACAGCCGCUGGCGUUGACAUGGUUGUCGAUAGUCCCCGGUUACACGGGGGUAAAGCCCCGGCCUCCACACCGGAGAACGUUGUCCCCGGGAGUAAAGCCCCGGCCUCUACACCGGAGAACGUUGUCCCCGGGAGUAAAGCCCCGGCCUCUACCCCGGAGAACGUUAUCCCGGUUUCUCUAGGCAGUCCUGCUGCGGAUAUCCUCCGUAAUUUUUACCACACUAAGCGGGUCGGAAACUACUUGAUCGGGAGGAAACUUGGAGAGGGCUCCUUCGCUAAAGUCCGAGAGGGACUUCACGCCAUGACUGGAGAGAAGGUCGCGGUAAAGGUGAUCGAUAAGAGGAAGGCGAAGAAGGACUCUUACGUGACUAAGAACCUCCGGAGAGAAGGUCAAAUCCAACAGAUGAUCAGACAUCCCAACAUCACCCAGCUGCUGGACAUACUGGAGACUGAGAACAGUUACUACCUGGUGAUGGAGUUGUGUCCUGGAGGAAACCUCAUGAACCGGAUCUACGAUAAGAAGAAGCUGGACGAGAGAGAGACUCAGAAAUACGUACGGCAGCUGGUGAUGGCUGUGGAACAUCUGCACAGAGCUGGAGUGGUGCACAGGGACCUGAAAAUUGAAAACCUGCUGUUGGAUGAACAGGAACACAUCAAGCUCAUAGAUUUUGGGCUCAGUAACUGUGCAGGGAUCCUGGGUUACUCAGAUCCGUUCAGUACACAGUGCGGGAGUCCAGCCUACGCUGCUCCAGAACUUCUGUCCCGCAAGAAGUACGGCCCCAAGGUGGAUGUCUGGUCCAUAGGAGUGAACAUGUACGCCAUGCUGACCGGCAGCCUUCCCUUCACCGUGGAGCCCUUCAGCCUCAGGGCUCUGCACCAGAAGAUGGUGGACAAGGAUAUGAACCCUCUACCGCCCUCUCUCUCUACAGCGGCCAUCUGUCUAAUGAAGAAGCUGUUAGAACCAGAUCCAGCUAAGAGACCUAACAUCCACCAGGUCAUGUCUGACUCCUGGCUACAACUGGCUAACGCUAACACUGGAGCACCCUACCUCAACAGGAUCCACAUUGAGGAGAUCAACCACAUGGUAUUACUGCACAUGACAGAGAGGAUGGGCUACAAACACAGCGAGGUGCUGAGUGCCGUGCUCACCAACAGAGCCUGUCACACCCUGGCUGUCUACUUCCUGCUCAACAACAAGAUGAAGAGGCUCUCCAAGGAAUACAGGGAGAAGGUGUACCAGGAGAAGGAGAAGAAGACAGAGAAGAAUGAGUACUUCCAGACCCAGUGGAGAAAACACGUAGAGAAGGUCACCAUCCCUCCUAAACAGACUCCCGUCUACCUGGCCGUCAGCAAGGGCCCGAGCAAGGAGAAGAAGCACAGGAACGGGAAGUCUAGGUAA
Molecule: messenger RNA, 1875 nt
Organism: Oncorhynchus gorbuscha (pink salmon)
Lineage: Eukaryota; Metazoa; Chordata; Actinopteri; Salmoniformes; Salmonidae
Product: hormonally up-regulated neu tumor-associated kinase homolog A-like
Exons: 10
Coding region: 475-1875 (466 amino acids)
Biological process (GO): protein phosphorylation; intracellular signal transduction
Cellular component (GO): cytoplasm
Molecular function (GO): ATP binding; protein serine/threonine kinase activity
Source: RefSeq, a predicted model, not a curated record